Ctenocephalides felis (cat flea) is the source of this 4837-nucleotide messenger RNA. RefSeq lists its product as uncharacterized. The coding region runs from base 166 to 4632 and encodes 1488 amino acids. The transcript is spliced from 8 exons. NCBI's taxonomy places the organism in Eukaryota, Metazoa, Arthropoda, Insecta, Siphonaptera, Pulicidae. The record is from RefSeq and is a predicted model, not a curated record.
AUCAGUGAAAAAUAAUGCCGGACUGCUGGCGAUGGAGUUAAAAAAGUGAUUUACGAUUUUUACCGAUGCCGCAUGAAGGAAGUGAUUCGAAGUCGAGAAAAGUGCGAUAAGUGCGAUUUGUGCGAUUUGUGCGAUUAGUGCGAUUAGUGCGGUCCGGAAACUUCGAUGCCCGACGUCGUCAUGAGCGUCGCCGACGUCGAGCGCGGCGAAUCAUUUCGAUCGGACGAAGCGACUGGAGGAAAUCAAAAGCCGCGCGUUUCAUUUAAUAGAGACGUGCAUGUCAAACGAAUAGGACCUCGUGGCGUAGCGGCUUCACCGAACGGUUCACCGAAAGCGCCGGUCCGCAAACAGCGUUUGGGAAAAGUUUCUGAUGAGGUGCUAGCACGAGAGGCUGCCCAUGUAUUCCGCCAAGCCGAUAGCGUGCACUGUCAAGCAUUUCCUUCCUCAGGAAACGAUAAGUUCUUUUCAUUGCCGCUGCGCGGAAAGAAAUCCAAUUCUGGGGGAUCCGUCGGGAGAUCCAACUCAUUGAAAAGUAAUAAGCCGCGGGCAUCAAUAUUUAAUAUUUUCAAAAAACCCGAAUCGACAUCUCAAGAUGAAAAGUUGUCUCGAAGCAGGCCUGUCGGUAGAAGCAAAAGCGACGUUAGCGACAAAAGGCACGGUGAACUAGUUACUAAGUUACGAAAUAAAACUAACAGCGAAUCCGAAGACCAUUUGCAACCUACGAGCAGUCAGAAAAAGCAGCUGUCCCCUAUAAUUGAAACCUCGCCUCGUGACGAUUAUUUCGGAAAAACAAACCCUCUAGAUUUACUUAGUGGCAAUAAAGAAUCUAUGACAAAAGAUGAACUAAUUGCGAAAAAAAGUAAAAGCAAAGAAAAUAUCAAUACGACUUCAAAAAAAUUAAAAAUUGAUAAAACUAAACAAACAAAGAUCAAAGAUAAAGAAAAUAUAAACCCCGACACAAAAACAGUUGAUACGGUUGAUUUCUUGGCUAAUAGCAAUGCCGCCGAUAAUAUUAAGGAAACUAUAAAUAUACUCGGGUAUAAUACUGCACAAGAAAAGUCAGAAGAAAUGAUACAUAGCAGUCAGAUGCCUACGGAAAGACCGCCGCUAACUAAAGGAAAUACUGUAGAUUAUUUAGUAAAAAAAUUAUCAAACGAAACAGUAUCGCCUUUGCAUUUUACCAAUAAGCUAAUUGCACCAGGAGCACUGCAACACAAUAAUAACCGACCAUUUUCGUAUACGAAACCUCUUAUAACAGAUGAUGUAAAUAUGCGAGAUUAUCCUUCCGAUAAUAUUAAAUCUAACGUUGCAGAACAAAUAACUUAUGCUCAAGUUAUUUGCAAUAACGAUAGCAAUGGAGUUAGUAAGCAAACAGUACACACGAAUUUUGCUAAAUCCAAAACAAACUCUGACGAGGACGAAGGUUUCGGACAUGAGGAGAAUAGAAAAUUGAACGCGAGGCGUUAUCCAAAAACUGAAGAAGCAUAUUUAAAUUUAUCUGAUCACAAUAAUGACGUAGAUUCGCCCAUAACUCCUACACUGAGAGAGUACAGUCCGGACUCUUACAAUAACAAAUUAAAUAGAACUGGAUACGAAGAGCGUCUAUUCAGACGAUUCGAUGAUUUCGAGUUGCCUGCGCGCGGAACCGCCGAUGGAAUGGACGCAAAACGAAAAGAGAGCCUAACAGAACCAAAUCUGUACCUACCAAAUAUCAACGAUGUAACAGAACUAAGUCAUAGAAGAGAUUUAUUGCAAUCGCGAAUCAAUUCACGCAGGUUAACUGAUUUAAAUAAUAUAGAAUCCGAUAGAGAACCAUUCAACAAAUAUUUAUUCAAUAAGAAUGAUUCUUUACCUACUACUACCAAAUAUGUAACGGAGACAAGGUCGCAAUAUUAUAAGGAGGGCAGUAGAAGUCCAAUCGGAUUCACAGAAAAAAUUGUUACCAGAACACAUCUAGACGACGAAGGAAAACCAUUCACAGAAAAAUCUUACUUGAAAAACGAUUGGCCUUACAACAAUCUAGAAGCAAAUCGAAAAUUAUUUUUAGAAUCACAAAUAAACAAUGAUAAUUUUAGUUCAACUUAUUCGCCCACAUUCAAUUAUGAAAAUUUUUAUGAACCAAGGAGUCUGGAUUCUCAAAUAAGCGAUAAUUUACAUAAAGAUGAAAAACACUCGCAACGAUUUGCUACACGUUUCAAUAAAUAUUCAAAAGAUGACAGAUUUCAUCAGAACAUAGAUCACUACAGAUCAAAUCCGGAGAUAGUCUCGAGAGAAGACUACAUGUUAAAAUCUGCUCAGGGUUCUGGAAAACAAGAAUCAUAUCAUAACUCAUUGCGACGUCAGAAUAAAGAAGAGAGCACCAAAAAAAGGUAUAAAUACGGCGACAUCGUUGAACCCAGUAUGAGCAAUAGAAAAAUUGAGCAUGACUCCAGGCAUUUUGAUUUAGAUCGUGAAAAAAAGGAUAGGCUAGUCGAUUCGGGUAUCGAAAAUGAUUAUCGUAGAGAUAGCAAUGGUGAAAAUGAUUUUAAUAAGUUUUCCGAUCGACAUUAUUUACACAGGAGUAACGAAAUGCACAACGGAAGUGAGGAAGAUAUUAACUCUUCGUUACAUAUAACUAAUGAAACACGAAAUGUAGACAAUGACUUGAUGUACCAUAGAGACUUGGAUAUUUAUAAAUAUAAAUAUCGCAGUGACGAUAAUUAUCCACAUAACGAAACAAAUAAAUAUACAAGCGAUGAUGGCUACAAAAAUUAUGAUAACGACACUAAAAAUAACAGUCGAAACGAAUUUGCAUACAGAGAAAGAAGUAUUGAUGAUGGUUCCUUCUACGAUAGUAAGCUCGACGAGGUUAUUAAUAAAAAAUCAACGAAGUUACGAAGAAAUAAUCAAAUCGACAAAAAAACUUCAAAUGAAGAUAAGAAGAUGAGCAAUUUAGAUAAAGUUAGACAACUAUUUUCUUCCAAAAAACAAAAAAAGGAAAAAUUAGAAAGUAUGGUAAAAGAAGAAGAUCUUAGAGCUCGAUACACUGAAUAUAAGGGCAGCUCUACAGCCCUGGACAAAGAUUUAGAGAACAGAAUACAUGUUUCGGAAAGUGCUUCCAAAAUAUCUACAGAUCCUAGACCGGAAGAAAUAAACGAUUAUGGUAACAGAAGGCGAUUGUCGACCCCUAGCCCAACACGCCGCGAGAUUUCAAGCAAAAAGAACGGGGGUAGCUGGUUCAGAAGCUUAGACCGGCUAACCAAGCACUCGAAACCGAACGGCAAGAAUAAGAGUCUCAUCGAAACCCUCUUACCCCAGAAGUAUCCCUUAUCAUCGACACCUUCAAGUAGAAACGCAUCGCGUUUAAGUAAAAGACAUGAUUUAUCCACUUUAUCUGAUAUGAGACGCAGUCCAAUGCCACAUAAAAAUUUACGAUUUUUUGGCGACACCGACUUAGAAUCUAACGCUAGCAUUUCUAAACAUAAAACUAGCACGAGAACCAGACCACCUCUGGAUCGAUCUAAAAACGUAAAACACUAUUCCAGUACUCAACUUCUAUCGAAUGCUAAUAAGGAUAGGAAGGUAACAUCUUCCCUCAAUGCUCUGAACGUAGACAGCAAUAUAGAUGGUAGAAAAAAUUUAUUAUUGAAUAGCUGCAAUCAAGAAAAAUUCAGCAACAGGAAUUUGCGUAAUAUAUCUGAAAACCACAACCAGUCUGAAACGAGAAUCCACGUGGAAGAACCGAUGAUUAAGAAUAGUUACAACUAUAGAUACGGCUCUAACAGAGAAAAUAACAAAUUUACGCAGAAUGAUCGUAGCGAUAGUAUAUUAGUCAAAAAACCGCCGAUGAGCCCCCUCAAGGAAAAAAGAGAAAAUGACAAUAAUACAAUUUCUAGAGAUACUUUGAGCAAAAUGCGAAAAUCAAAAUCCGACUUGAGUGAUGGAGACUAUCGCAGAAAACGACCUGAUAUUAUGGCUGGUGCAAGUUCUGUGGAAAGCAGUACGGAAGGUGACUCAAGUCAAAAUAGUAUAGUAUAUUUGCACGCUGCUACAGUUGGCGAUAUUCCGGGACCUCGUCGGCGUAAUAGACGUUCAGUUUCUAGAGAAGAAUUAUCAUCAAUAAAUUCUUCAAGACUUCAACCGCAGGUAAAAACAAUAUCCCGGUCCAUAUCAGUGCUCGCCCCGUGGAAACCACGUCACGUACGAGAGGGCUACGACAUCAAUUAUUCCCAGACUCAAAACUAUCUAACAAACGGAAGGAAUAAGUCGAUUCCGCAUAAUUCAAGCAUGAGCAGCCACGAUUCAAAUCAGAAAUAUAAAUUGCGAAACGAUGGCGUUGACAGCAAAACGCUCGGCAGACGACCAAGAAACGAUAAUAAUGAAAAACAUUCCUCGAUCAAUACCUUAUACAGAAAACAUCGUCACAAAAACAGUCAUGAAAGCCUCUCCGACCGAAAGCUGCACACAUCGUCAAAAUCAGCAACACUCGAAAGGCGUAAAAUUGAUAACGGCCACGGCGGCUCAAACGAAGCUUUGGGGGCCCAAAGUAGCAGCAAUCGCAGAGCGAACAUUUCGAGAUCUAUCUCGAUGCCCAGAGAUACCGGCAAAUCGGCUGGAUGGUUUAGAAUGACAAAAAAUAGUAAAAAAAAUUAAGAUACUUGAUGAAAAUAUCAAGACAAAGUUAUUAAUUUAGUGCUAAUUUAUUGAAUUUAUAUAAAUUGGCAUUUAAAAUCGUCAAAGAACUAGUUCAAGCUAUUCAUGAAUUCAACCAGCAUUGUUCUCUUUUGAUUUAUAAUUACGAUAAAUUUAGAAUGAUGAAUUUUAAACAUGAAUAAAGAUGAUUAAUUAAAGACUAUUG